AUGGAUUGUCGAGAAUCCAUAGACUGUCAAGACUUCCUAGACCACUCAGAAUGUUCUGAAGAAAAAAAAUGUGCAUGUCGUCAUGGUCAUUAUGAGAUGAACGAUACGACGUGUGCGCCAGCAUUUAACGAAGCAUGCCAUUUUGGAGACAUAUGCGCAUCCGAAAACACUAUUUGCAUCGAUGAUAAAUGUCAAUGCAAACCUGGUUAUGUUUAUCGAGAAUCCAAAUGUCUGCCGAAAUUUUUGGGAAUGCCAUGUCAAACCGAGAGAGAUUGUGCGGGAAUUGAAUUUUCAACGUGUUCAGAUGAUAAUAUUUGUGUUUGUCAAUUGAAUUACGGGGUACUGGAUUUAUUAACUUGCUCACCACUUAUAGGGGGUGACUGUUCAGAAGACGAUGAUUGUGUCGUUCAGAAUUCUCAUUGUGUUCUUAAUAAAUGCCGGUGCAUAGAAAACCAUUUUGCUCAUUCAAAUGAUCUGUGUUCAUCGGGUAAGAACGCUAAUAAUGAAUGA
Microplitis mediator is the source of this 510-nucleotide messenger RNA. RefSeq names its product rh5-interacting protein-like. The transcript is spliced from 2 exons. Lineage: Eukaryota; Metazoa; Arthropoda; Insecta; Hymenoptera; Braconidae. The record is from RefSeq and is a predicted model, not a curated record. The coding region runs from base 1 to 510 and encodes 169 amino acids.